UCUCCCUCCAAGCUCUCGCAUUUUAUCGCAUACACACUUCACCACAAUAAAAUCCACUCAUCCGUCACUUUCGUUGCUCUCGUCCUUCUCCAGCGAUUGACUCUGAAGGCAUGCCUUCCCACCGCUCGGGGAUCUUGGGGUCACCGAUUUUUCGUAUCCGCCCAGCCCAACUUCAGUCAACUCGUUUUAAGGCCACAAUAUGACACUCUGACCUGUUUAAUUUUACACCUACGAGCAGUUUUUGUUGUUGCGCGCGGCCGUGGACACCCGAAGUUCCACAGUCGAUGGGGCCAAAUACUUAUUGUCCCACCAGCACAUGCACCAACUAUAUAG
Messenger RNA from Suillus subalutaceus, 333 nucleotides. RefSeq lists its product as uncharacterized. Lineage: Eukaryota; Fungi; Basidiomycota; Agaricomycetes; Boletales; Suillaceae. The record is from RefSeq and is a predicted model, not a curated record. The transcript has a single exon. The annotation marks the transcript as partial.